GCUUCAAUUUUGUUUGUGUUUAAUUGUGCGCGUAAAAAUGUUGUUAGCAAUGCGUCGUGAAAGUGAGCAUCAUACAGCAGCAGCAGCAACAGCAUCGAACACAACCUCAGCAACAGAUACGAACGGCUUAGCGCCCAAUUUGAACGCUUCAAAUCAAUACGCAAAUAAUUUAGGCAUUACGGCAAAUCUAAACGGUGGAGCACAGCAAGACUCUUUGAAUACACCUUCGACGCCUUUACUGAAUUUGGGACGUAGUCCUCUGCAAUUUCCACCACCACCGCCACCACCGAUUUCUGUGCAAACCGCAGCAACACAAUUUGGAUUUUACACACCAAACGCAACGGGUGCCACUUAUUUGCAUCACUACACGCAUCCAACAACAACACAAGCGGCUAUAACCAGCUCCGUUGGUGGUGCAAUCGUUACUGGUAAUGGUGGCACUGUUGCCAAUAUCAAUCGUUCUGGUUCUACACCUGCUGUAGAACUUGAUGAAUACGUUGAUAUCUUGCAAGUGCAACAAUUGCUUUUAGACUCAUCAUCUUCUGCGAAUCAGCAGACUAUAGCUACUGCUAAUAAUUGUAAUAGUAGUAGUUCCAUUCCUGCAAAUACUGCACAACAACAAACUCUCCCAAAACCCAGACCCAGGUUAAAUCUGCAGAAAGCAACUGAGUACGCUGCACAAGUACAAGCUGACUCACCCUCUUCACGUCGUAUGCUCCUUGAUUAUCCUAGUCCAUAUUUGUACGGAAAUCAUUAUCAUUCAUCGCCAAGUGAGGAUCUAGUUGCCUUGUGGUUUGGCAGCAAUGGCUCAGAUAGUUACUUAGUAAGUUGUGGUGAAGGAAAGAAUGAAUCCCCCUCACUUAGCUAA
This is a messenger RNA of Teleopsis dalmanni, 868 nucleotides long. RefSeq lists its product as uncharacterized. The coding region runs from base 38 to 868 and encodes 276 amino acids. The transcript is spliced from 3 exons. The record is from RefSeq and is a predicted model, not a curated record. NCBI's taxonomy places the organism in Eukaryota, Metazoa, Arthropoda, Insecta, Diptera, Diopsidae.